AUGGUGCUUGUUUAUUUUACAGCUCAUCAAAUAUUCGGUGAUGAAGAGAAGCACGAUCUAGUUCGUUCGCAGGUUAUAGAUUACAUGGUGAAAAACAAGGAGCACUUUUCACAGUAUUUGACAGAGGACUUCGAUCACUAUAUAUCACGCAAGAGAGAUGCUUCUUGUUACGGAAAUCAUGUGGAGAUCCAGGCUAUCGCAGAACUAUACAACAGACCUGUCGAAAUAUACCAUGGUUCAGUGGAACCCAUUAAUGUUUUCCAUGCUGACUAUUCUAAGGAGUUUCCUAUCAGACUAAGCUACCAUGGCCGUGUCCACUAUAAUUCAAUAGUAGACCCUUUCAACCCUUCAUUUGGUCACGGUCUAGGGAUGCCUAACUACCAACCCAGUUUGGCUGAACCAGACCUUAUUGCUCGCGCAAUCAGAGAGUCUGAAAGUACCCACCUUGAAGAGGCUAUGCUACGUGAUAAAUUAGCAGAAACAGAACAGGAUGCAAUUAAUCGGUGUAUUGAAGACCAAGCUGUCAGGGAAUCUUAUUUCGAUUAUUUCAAUCAGAUCUCAGUACCGAAGGUAAGGGAUUCAGCUAACUCUCUUUCCACACCCGACCAUCUGGACCUACAUGGUGAUCAGCGAGAAGCAACAUUAACCUCCGGAUUCCCUACAGGUUUGGCAAGAAGUUUCGACGUGGCAUCUUCAUCAAAAGCCGCAGUUCCCGAUUCAAAACAGUACAGAAAUCCAGCAAAUGAACCGCUACCUAGUUCAUCUCAUUCUCAAACUGAUUUGGGUUCGCGUCAUAUCCCACCCAAUAUGCUAGGAAUGGAGGAAGAUGACUUGGUUGCUAUGGUCAUGGAACAGUCCAGACGUGAAUACCUUGAAAGUAUGCGUAAUAAACAAAAACCUCAUUUUACUGCCAGUCGCUUUUCACCAGAAUCAACUCCCUCAAACUUCAAUGAGUGUGAAUCUUUUCAGAAAAUUGACGAAGAAUCGCCUUCUGAAAUGUCGAAUAACAAACCAGACAAAAUCCAUGAUAACCCUGCUAAUUUAAAUGACAGUUACUAG
Molecule: messenger RNA, 1059 nt
Organism: Schistosoma mattheei
Lineage: Eukaryota; Metazoa; Platyhelminthes; Trematoda; Strigeidida; Schistosomatidae
Source: the annotation of a GenBank genome assembly